Prorocentrum cordatum is the source of this 195-nucleotide messenger RNA. Lineage: Eukaryota; Dinophyceae; Prorocentrales; Prorocentraceae. The record is from the annotation of a GenBank genome assembly.
AUGAGGCGGGCGGCCAAGGAGCCCGUGCGGGAGAUGCGCGGCCACGCGGCCGCCGUGGAGUCGCUGGCGGUGCUGCCUGGCGACAUCCUCGCCAGCGCCUCCGCCGACGGCACCGUGCGUCUCUGGGACGCCGCCCGCAGCUGCGAGCCGUCGUGGCUGUGGAGCGCACCGGGCAAGGGCCCCCUGGCCAGCGCG